GCGGGAUAGAUUUCCGUACGGAGGACGAUCGUGGUAGUGUGUGCAUGCGUGUAUUCGUGUGUGCACGCGCGCGCGUGUGUGUGUGAGAGUGUGUGUAUUCGCGGAUUGAUCCUCGCUUCGGAAUGAGCGUUUUGUGACUAAAUCUGUGCGCUGGAUCCCCCAGGAAUCCACUUGCUCCCUUUUGUCUUUCUUUACACGUGUGCCCGGUACAGAUUGUUUUUUGUGCACGCGUGUGUGCUUUUGUGUGUGUGUGUUGUGGGGCGCGGACGGUGUAAGAAAAAACGAAUGCAACCGUGCACGGAGGAGUGAAGUUGGAGGAAGACGUCGUGGUGGUGGUGGGGGGGAAGAAAAAAAAAGAAAAAACAGAGCUCCGGGUUUUUGUUGGACUCCGGUUGUUCCUGCGUGACGCACCGAGUCUCCGGGUCGCUCCCCAUCGCGCGCUGGAUGGAUGGGCAUGGGGCAAACGGGAUCUUACUACCGCGGGGCUGAGCGCCUUCUCACCGCCUCCUCACCGCUGCUCCUCAUCCUCAUCAUCACCAUCUCCCUCCUGCUCCACACCGGUGAAAGCCAGGUCCAGACUCCGCAGUGCCGUAUCCAGAAGUGCACCACAGACUUUGUCUCGCUCACAUCUCAUCUGAACCCAUCUCUGGAUGGCUUCGACACUGAGUUUUGCAAGGCUCUGCGGGCCUACUCGGGCUGCACACACCGCACCGCCAAGAGCUGCAGGGGCAACCUGGUUUUCCACUCGGCCAUGCUAGGCAUCAGUGACCUCAUGAGCCAGAGGAACUGUUCCAAAGACGGACCCACGUCCUCGACGCACCCGGCCGUUUCUAUCGAGCCCUGCAACUACCACAGCCGCUUCCAUCAUCACCAGGCUGCACCAACCGCCACAGGCAUAGGGCUCCCCGGUGCACCAGAGCACGCACGGCCCAAUUACCUGUUCUGUGGUCUGUUUGGAGACCCGCACCUUCGGACUUUUAAGGACCAGUUUCAGACGUGCAAGGUGGAGGGGGCGUGGCCUCUUAUUGAUAAUAAUUACCUGUCAGUGCAGGUAACGAAUGUGCCGGUGGUGCAGGGAUCAAGCGCCACAGCAACAAACAAGAUCACCGUCAUCUUUAAACCAUAUCAGGAGUGCACAGAGCAGAAGGUGUACCAGGCGGUGACGGAUGACCUCCCAGCGGCGUUUGUGGACGGCACUGUUGUAGGCGGCACGAGUGAAAUGCGCAGCCUUGUGGUGCUGGAAAAGCUGGCGGGUCGCCACGUGGAGCUGCACGCCGCCUACAUCGGUGUAACGGUGGUGGUGCGCCAGCUGGGCCGCUACCUUACGCUGGCCUUACGCAUGCCCCACGAGCUUGCGAUGGCCUACGAUGACACUCAGGACCUGCAGCUAUGUGUGAACGGCUGCCCCGCCUCAGAGCGCAUCGAGCUGCCUGCACUCGGCCUCCAGCGUGGUCACGCUCCCGCUAUUCCUUCUCUUUCUCCACCUCAGCAGGCCUUCAGCUUGGAGAGCGCCUCCAGGAAGUGCAGCGAGCAGCUGCAGGUCCAGGACAUCUAUUUCCACUCGUGCGUCUUUGACCUGCUCACCACCGGCGAUGCCAACUUCACCGCCGCCGCCUACAGCGCCCUCAAGGACGUGGAAGCGCUUCACCCCGAGAGGGAGCGCUGGCACAUUUUCCCUCACUCCACAGCUGGGUUAAGACUGACAGCGGCCCUGGAUGCACUUCUCGUUUGCUUAUUCGCCGCUGCACUUUUGUAAACAGCGUGGCCAUGACUGACUCAACUUUCAUAAUAAAAUUCACGGAAGCACGAGGGGACUUUGUACACAAUCAGAGCGUUACUUGUAUAUAUUGUGUAGACAGAGGAGGCACGAGACGCUCCUUUGUAUGACUGUAAAUUUGCCAUUUUCAGGAGAGCUGGGGUGCUCUGUGAAUUUUUUUAUGUGUGAAAUGUUUUUUGUGACGUUUGUUUUUUGGUGUCGUCCUUGCGAAAGGAAGUCUGAAUGGAAGCACUUUAUUUUUAAACUUUGUUGCGACUACAGAACAGUGUUCCACCGAACCGCAGAGCUGAACAGUCUCGGAUAGCUUGUCUUUUUAAUCCCAGCGAGUGCUUUUUUCAUACCCUUUGCUUGUGUCUGUAUGUAGAUAGGACUUGCCUCACCUAUGGUACUUCACAAAACAAAGUGACAGUUGGUUCUUUUCAUGAGUGCAGUUACUAGUACUGUAGUAAAUAGUAAACGUGGCUAGAUUUCCAAGGAUCACAGUUGUAACACAACCGCAGUAUCUGUCUAGAAAUCAUUCCUUGUUUGUAGUCUAGAGCUCAAUAUUGUUGAUAGACAUUUGUGUAAGUGUUGAGUAAAAUAUGAAGAAUUCAAACCAACACAGCAGACAUGGGUUGAAGAAAAAAACAGGGAUCUUAAUAGGAACUGUUCAGCGUUCUGUUAUCCAUUCGGCAGAUCUGAUUUCACUUCUUUGGUUUUGAUUCAGUCCUGCGUUUCAUCUGUAACAAUCAGAAUAUCUCUGGACCCCACACGAGGGCCAAACAUUUUAUAGAUGGACACAUAUUUGCCUCUUAGUGCCGAAAUGGUUAGGAAUGAAAACACACUGAAGAAAUUGGAUUGCAAAAAACAAAUACAAAUUUAAUAGGAACUGCAGCCUUCCCUUCAGCCACAUUUGACUCAUACCUAAUGAAUGGCCUUUUUUUUUUAGUCUCUUUAUUGCCAAACAAACCAACCUGGUCCUCCAACCAAAGAUUUCGUGUCACUCAAUUCUAUUCUUUAUACGAGUGAAUUCAUUUUUGCUAUUAAGGAUAGUCACUGUGAUUGCAGACCCGAUUGGCAUUUCCAACUAUGAUUGGCAUGGAAAGCAUGCUUUGCCCUCUAACAUCAUGCAGGAACACAACUUAUAUAAAACCCUCUUUUGGAUUUUAUCAGCUUGCAUCUAAGAAUGCCUUCUUUUCUCCCCAGGAGAUGCUUUUUUUGGUUUCUUCUAAACAAAGCUCAAGAUGUUUCUCCUUAUGCUUAGCAUUUACAUUAAACUGACUAUGUCAGCAAUGCUUCUUUACUAAACAAAUCAACACUCCCACCCUAACAAAAAAAAAAAAAAAGACUUGCUACUGUAGACUCAUAUUUGUACGUUCAUUUGUUUUGCAACUACUGCCAGUGCUGAAGAGCUGCUAACAUACUGUGACUAGAUUUUAUUUGGAACACUGGGACUCUCUGUGAUUGGCCAAAUCCUUGAUGAUUAUUAAUAGGCCAAAUCCUAACUAGGCUUGAUUUCGCCGCAUAAUAGAAAAGACCAGAGCAAAGCAUCUGAGUGCAAUUAACUGCAAAGAUAAGCCUUCAUCCUGUGUUUUUGCUUUGUUGCGUUUGAUCUUGUGAUUUUUUUUUUUUUUUGAGUGAAAUCUGUUUUUUUGUGAAGAGUGACUGCUUAAUGUUUAUACUUAAAUUAUUUAUGAAAUAUAGUGUAUUGUUAGAGAAGGUCCAUAUUCAUGCUGUUUGGAGAAAAAGAAAAGAAAGAAAAAAAACAUUUCAGACGUGAUUGUACUGCCACCUAGUGGACCACCGUUGUUACAUCAGUGUUUUAGUAAAGUUCUGGAUGCGGCGAUUAAAAACAUGGAGGGAAAAAAAAGUGUUUUAUUGAAAAACAUUAAAAGAAAAGACAGACA
Silurus meridionalis is the source of this 3663-nucleotide messenger RNA. RefSeq names its product repulsive guidance molecule BMP co-receptor b (gene rgmb). Gene Ontology annotation, molecular function: coreceptor activity. The record is from RefSeq and is a predicted model, not a curated record. Gene Ontology annotation, cellular component: plasma membrane. The transcript has 3 exons. Gene Ontology annotation, biological process: BMP signaling pathway. Lineage: Eukaryota; Metazoa; Chordata; Actinopteri; Siluriformes; Siluridae. Bases 449 to 1756 code for a protein of 435 amino acids.